This is a messenger RNA of Ochotona curzoniae (black-lipped pika), 1169 nucleotides long. It is a transcript of the gene RFXANK, whose product is annotated as regulatory factor X associated ankyrin containing protein. Gene Ontology annotation, cellular component: nucleus. Gene Ontology annotation, biological process: regulation of transcription by RNA polymerase II. Gene Ontology annotation, molecular function: protein binding. Lineage: Eukaryota; Metazoa; Chordata; Mammalia; Lagomorpha; Ochotonidae. The record is from RefSeq and is a predicted model, not a curated record. Bases 388 to 1146 code for a protein of 252 amino acids. The transcript is spliced from 9 exons.
CGCAGGCGCGCUGGGCGGGGAGCGCUGGGGGUGGGGAGCCAGCCGAGGUGCGUUUCAAGUUGCUUUCUGUCCCAGCAGCGGCCGGCGGUGCCCUGAGGGUCCGGCCUGCCGCCUUGUGCCCAGCUAGAUCGGAAAAAAGGGAAAACUUUGUGAAUUGCACCCCCAACUUUUGCGGGGGGACCCCGGCUUGCGGUGCGGAGGGCCGGAGACCGCUCGAGGGGGAGUUCCCUUGUGUAUGGGCCGCGGCGCCCGGGCACCUGCCAGCCCCAACACCCACCCGUCGUGGGCGUCUAGGGGUGGGAGAUCUCUGUUUCGAAAUCAAUAUUGAAAACAACAAGAACCCGGAGUUGUCACGCCGUGCACGCCCCUCUGCCGGCUCCUCCACCCAUGGAGCUCACACAGCCUGCGCAGGAGCUGGGGCUGGGCCAGCAGCUGGCCCCCGGCCCGGGCCCCGGGGACCCCGAAGAGGACGCCGCCGAUGGCUCGGACACGGUGGUUCUCAGCCUGUUCCCCUGCACCCCGGAGCCGGGCAACCCUGAGCCGGAGGCAAGCGUCUCCCCGCUGCAAGGCAAUUCCCUGAAACACUCCACUACGCUCACUAACCGGCAGCGGGGGAACGAGGUGUCGGCGCUGCCUGCCACCCUGGACUCCCUGUCCAUCCAUCAGCUCGCAGCGCAGGGCGAACUGAGCCAGCUGAAGGAGUAUCUUCGCAAAGGCGACAACCUCGUCAACAAGCCAGACGAACGCGGCUUCACCCCGCUCAUCUGGGCCUCGGCGUUCGGGGAGAUCGAGACGGUCCGCUUUCUGCUGGACUGGGGGGCUGACCCCCACAUCCUGGCCAAGGAGCGGGAGAGUGCCCUGUCGCUGGCCAGCAUGGGCGGCUACACGGACAUCGUGGGGCUGCUCUUGGAACGGGACGUGGACAUCAACAUCUACGACUGGAAUGGAGGAACACCUCUGCUGUACGCCGUGCGUGGGAACCACGUGAAGUGCGUUGAGGCCUUGCUGGCCCGAGGCGCUGACCUGACCACCGAAGCCGACUCUGGCUACACUCCGAUGGACCUGGCCGUGGCCUUGGGUUACCGCAGAGUGCAACAGGCGAUGGAGAACCACAUCCUGAAACUCUUCCAGUGCGACCCCGAGUGACCGCCAGGGACCCCACGCGCGGC